Molecule: messenger RNA, 4260 nt
Organism: Carlito syrichta (Philippine tarsier)
Lineage: Eukaryota; Metazoa; Chordata; Mammalia; Primates; Tarsiidae
Gene: PDP1
Product: pyruvate dehyrogenase phosphatase catalytic subunit 1
Exons: 2
Coding region: 267-1880 (537 amino acids)
Biological process (GO): protein dephosphorylation
Molecular function (GO): cation binding; protein serine/threonine phosphatase activity
Source: RefSeq, a predicted model, not a curated record
ACUCGCCACCGCGCAGCCAAUCAGGAGGCGGGAAGCGCUCCGGCCCAAGCGUGCGGGCGGGGCAGGGUGUCGGCCCCGCAAGGUAGGGGCGCAGAGCGGGGCGGCCAGGGGUGAGGGGCCGCGCUCCGGGAGCUGCGCGGGGCUGCGUGGAGGAAGCGCUGAGUGGUGCCGCCGCCACCGCCUCUUCGUCGGGAAGAAGCGGCUGGUCUUCCGCCUUGCCCGGAAUCCCAGUCAGAAGUUCCAGCCUACCACUGUUCUCUGAUGCCAUGCCAGCACCAACUCAACUGUUUUUUCCUCUCAUCCGUAACUGUGAACUGAGCAGGAUCUAUGGCACUGCAUGUUACUGCCACCACAAACAUCUCUGCUGUCCGUCACCCUACAUUCCUCAGAGUCGCCUGAGAUAUACACCCCAUCCGGCAUAUGCUACAUUUUGUAGGCCAAAGGAGAACUGGUGGCAGUACACACAAGGAAGGAGAUAUGCUUCCACACCACAGAAAUUUUACCUCACACCUCCCCAAGUCAACAGCAUUCUUAAAGCUAAUGAAUACAGUUUCAAAGUACCAGAAUUUGAUGGCAAAAAUGUUAGUUCUGUCCUCGGAUUCGAUAGCAAUCAGCUGCCUGCAAAUGCACCCAUUGAGGACCGGAGGAGUGCAGCAACCUGCUUGCAGACCAGAGGGAUGCUUUUGGGGGUUUUCGAUGGCCAUGCAGGCUGUGCUUGCUCCCAGGCGGUCAGUGAAAGACUCUUUUAUUAUAUUGCCGUCUCUUUGUUACCGCAUGAGACUUUGCUAGAGAUUGAAAAUGCCGUGGAGAGUGGUCGGGCACUGCUACCCAUUCUCCAGUGGCAUAAGCACCCCAAUGAUUACUUCAGUAAGGAAGCAUCCAAAUUGUACUUCAACAGCUUGAGGACUUACUGGCAAGAGCUUAUAGACCUCAACACUGGUGAGUCAACUGAUAUUGAUGUUAAGGAGGCUUUGAUAAAUGCUUUCAAGAGACUUGAUAACGACAUCUCCUUGGAAGCUCAAGUUGGUGAUCCUAAUUCUUUCCUCAACUACCUGGUGCUUCGAGUGGCAUUUUCUGGGGCUACUGCUUGUGUGGCCCAUGUUGAUGGUGUUGACCUUCAUGUGGCCAAUACUGGCGAUAGCAGAGCCAUGCUGGGUGUGCAGGAAGAGGAUGGCUCUUGGUCAGCAGUCACACUGUCAAAUGACCACAACGCUCAGAAUGAAAGAGAACUAGAACGACUGAAAUUGGAACACCCAAAGAAUGAGGCCAAGAGUGUGGUGAAACAGGAUCGGCUGCUUGGCUUGCUGAUGCCAUUUAGGGCUUUUGGAGAUGUAAAGUUCAAAUGGAGCAUUGACCUUCAAAAGAGAGUGAUAGAAUCUGGCCCAGACCAGUUGAAUGACAAUGAAUAUACCAAGUUUAUCCCUCCUAAUUAUCACACACCUCCUUAUCUCACUGCUGAGCCAGAGGUAACAUACCAUCGAUUAAGGCCACAGGAUAAGUUUCUGGUGUUGGCUACUGAUGGGUUGUGGGAGACUAUGCAUAGGCAAGAUGUGGUUAGGAUUGUGGGUGAGUACCUAACUGGUAUGCAUCACCAACAGCCAAUAGCUGUUGGUGGCUACAAGGUGACUCUGGGACAGAUGCAUGGCCUUUUAACAGAAAGGAGAACCAAAAUGUCUUCAGUAUUCGAGGAUCAGAAUGCAGCGACCCAUCUCAUUCGCCACGCUGUAGGCAACAACGAGUUUGGGACUGUUGAUCACGAGCGUCUCUCCAAAAUGCUCAGUCUUCCUGAAGAGCUUGCUCGGAUGUACAGAGAUGACAUUACAAUCAUUGUAGUGCAGUUCAAUUCUCAUGUUGUAGGGGCAUAUCAAAACCAGGAAUAGUGAGUGGAUCUUACUUUGGCAAUUCUCAAAUGAUAUAAAUUUAAAGGGCAGACAGAUUUUUUUUAAAGAUAUUAAUGUAAUACACAUUUCCAGUGGGUCAUUCUAAGCAUUUAAAACCCCUUUGAUACUGUAGCUAGUCAAGUACUCCAAAUUGGCUUUGCAGCAGGGUGACAUGAGAAGUCUGGUUCUGUCUAGGUCAGACCUCAUGGCAUCUGCACUUGAAGCAAGUAACUUCCUUAUUGCAGGUGUCCUGAAACAUUGGCUUUUACUAACCUAAGAAAAUCAGAAUGACCUGGCAAAUAGGAUCUUGAAUAGGCCAAAAAUAAGGAUCUUGCUGGAUGUAAUCUCUUGGUAAAAGGGAAGAAAUAUGCUGUUCACACCUGCAAACCCCUUUCUUCACUAAGAUUCCAGUGUACAUGAGACACAUAUUUAUUGCAUGAUUUUCUAGGUAUACAAUCUAUGCAUUCAUAUGAAAUUCAUAUAAAUUUAUUUUAGCCUGAAGUGGUUUUCAAAUCCAGCACUUUAAGCCAUAAAUGACCAAGAACCAAGCAAUCUGAGUUUGUAAGCUUUUGUGAUUAUUUGAAAUGGAAUACUUCUUAAAUGGAAGAACUAUAUUCCCUCACCCACCCAUGAUUUCCCAAUCUAAUUCAAACAUUUUCUAUUUUGCCACACACUCGGAGACAAUAAAGGUUUUUAGUUUUACCUACUCUUAUAUUGAUAUUAAAUACAGAAAAAAAGAUUUUUUAAUUUGUAUUCAUGAAAAUCUUUAUUUAGUUUGAAAUGAAGAGGUCCAGAAAAAAAAGAAGAGACUGACAUGUUGAAUUACUGUCAUUUGUAGCCACCAGCACAUCACUCUUAUAUAAUCCCCAAAGGCUUGGCGUGCUGAAAGUGUGGUGGGUAGGCUGCUGCUGGGGAAUCACACUUAGCUAGUUGUGAUAAGAAUUUUCAUCUUUUUUGGAGUUUUAAAGAUGAUGUGUAUUAAAUAAGUUUAAAUAUCAAUUUGGUGAGUAAGGUUGAAUAAUACCGGAUAUUGAGACAGGAGGAAGAUUUUGUUUUUCCCCAUUUAGACAUAGGUCAGUUAAAAUAAUUUGUUUAAAAUUACUAAGUGCUUUUGAACAUAUUGUAGCUUAAGAUAUAUGUGUUAAGAUAUAUACAUGAGAAAUUUUUAAGAGUAUUGUGCAUGCUUGAUGCGUAAUAGAACACUUAGUAGUGUCAAGUGUUUGCAGCAGUCUCCAUUAUUAUAUGCAGUCCCUUCUAAUACUGUAUCAAAGCAAAUGAAAAUAAAUAUAUUCAGAUUGGCUUAUUGGUAUGCAUCAAAUGGCAUCUUGUUCCUGUGUUUAAUGGUGAUCUGUAUACAGCUGUGCAUAUAUUUUCAUCACUUAUAGCAUCACUGUUAAAAAAAAGUGGCUAUGAUUAUGUUUGAUAUUCACAUAGAUUUUAAUACAAAACAUGAUCAGCUUUCUAUUGUGUAAUUAGGUAGGUGUUUAGGAGUCCUUUCAGAUUUUUGUAGGAUUUGAUUAGAUGUUCAAGGACUCCUGGACUGGAAGUGAAUCAAUGCAGUAAUGGCUGCAAAAUUUGUUCCAAUUGAAAAUAAGACUCAGGAAGAUUGCAGCUCAGAACAUCAAAUGUUUGUUUUCUGAGGUGUUUAUAUUUUAAUUUUUUUUUUUAAGUCAGCUUGGAACUUUUUUCCCAGGCAGUAUUGGGAAGACUAUAUUGUAUAUUUAUUUCUAAAUGUUUUGGUGGGAACUUCUUUUAAUGAAACAUAUGGACUGCUGUAGCAAAACCCAUUUUCAGCUACUAUUUUAAUUUCUCUUGAACACCAUCACUGAGGAGUUCCAUGUUAUUAUAAUACUGAGUAGUGUCUCAUCUGUGUAGUACAGGGAAUAUAAAGUUGGUUUCCUGUGGUCAUGAUUAAAAUGGUAAUAUUAUUAAGAAACUUGGUCCUCAAUCUGAAAGGUGAUCUGCUCUGUUUAGAAAUGAAAAUGCAGCGUGGAAUUGACAUUGUGGAAUUAAAAUAUUUGGGUGUUAGAAAUCUGAAUGUACUGUCAUCUAAAAGCAAUUGUGAUUUUAUUGUAAUUGGUUGUGAUGUGAUGUCUAAAAUUAAAGAAUACGUGUGAACUUUCAUGGUAUUUAGCCUUUCUUAAAUUUUUUAAAAGUGUAAACUUUCUAACAUAUGUAUUCAAUUUCUGUAUUCAUAUUUAAUCAGUGGCUCAUGAUAUAUAAUAUAUCCUUAACUAGUUAAGUGGAAUGUUGGUAUGGUACACAGAAAACUGUCUUAUAAAAGUUGUAUCUGUAUGAAGACAUGAAAGUUUAUAUUUAAUGUGGGAAAUGGCCAGAGAAAUAUCCACAGUGAAUUAAAGCUUCCUAUCUGCUUUCUGAA